Molecule: messenger RNA, 2975 nt
Organism: Cuscuta europaea
Lineage: Eukaryota; Viridiplantae; Streptophyta; Magnoliopsida; Solanales; Convolvulaceae
Source: the annotation of a GenBank genome assembly
CAUUUUAUUUGUUCAAAAUAAGUCAAUAUUAUGCCGAACGAAAAUGUGACGUUCUCAGGUUAAAGUUGUUCUGAUUUGAUCUUUGAUGAGAAAGCUAACGAGAUGAUACGAAGGCAAAGAGGAGAAGAGAAGGCAAGUUGUGCGGCAGAAGAGAUGCAAAGCAAACUCGAGUACCAGUGCCAAAGAGAAGAGCGACGUAGAGGAUUUGAAAAGGUGCAGAACAGGGACUGGUUGAUGAAGAUGUUCGCGGCGGCGAAUACUCAACUGAACCUCGGAUUACUUUACAAGUUCAGCAUCGUCAUUCAUUUCAUGCCAGCCACGGAUUCCGUAAAAAGUUAGUGCCCAAUAUGAAUGGCUCUAGUUUCUUACUUGAUUUCCACCACGGAUUCACCUCCAUAAUAACUACUCUGGAUAUUUGCAUGCAAUUCUCUACAUUGACCAUGCUCUGUCUAUUGUUAACACAUUUCUGGUUCCGAUUUGCUUACGUAUUGUGGCACCGACUUCAUUCUUAACACUUUUGGACAGUAUUAGUUGGAUUCUUUUGUCUUUCGUGAUCUCUGCUUCUUCAUUGUAAAUGGGUAUUCUGGCACUAACUUCACCCAUUUUCUUUCAUAUUUUUCACCGAUUGAAGAAAAGUGUUCUCUAUCGGCAUAAUAUAAAUUAUUGAACCGCUUAAUAAGUGUUCCACGUUCACCUUGAGAGAGACCGUGAAUAUACUCGAUCUUGUCUUUGGAAUUCUUUUUUCCUUGUUACAAUUCCUUCUUUGUUUGUGUUCUUUGUAAAAGUGGGUUGGGACAAUGAGUAAGGAUGAAGGGGAAGAUAAUAAUGCACUUGGUAGUGACAUUUCUGGGAACUCGGGUAGGCAGUCGGAUAGUUUGCCUUAUGUUCACAAGGUGGGAGUGCCUCCUAAGGAGAGCUUGUUCAGGGCAUUCAAAACCAAUGUUAAGGAAACCUUCUUCCAUGAUGAUCCUUUGCGCCCAUUUAAGGAUCAACCCUGGCUGAAGAAGUUCGUUUUGGGAAUCCAAGCCGUGCUCCCCAUUAUUGAAUGGGGCAGAUCGUAUGACCUUUCCAAGCUUAAAGGUGAUCUCAUUGCUGGACUCACCAUCGCUAGCCUUUGCAUUCCACAGGACAUUGGAUACUCAAAACUUGCCAAUUUGGAUCCUCAAUAUGGGCUUUAUAGUAGCUUUGUUCCGCCUUUAAUCUAUGCAUUCAUGGGUAGCUCAAGAGAUAUUGCCAUAGGGCCUGUGGCCGUGGUGUCUCUAUUGCUUGGAAGUAUGCUACAGGAUGAGAUCGAUCCUAUCAAGCAGAAAGUGGAAUAUCAUCGCCUUGCUUUUACUGCUACAUUCUUUGCUGGCAUUACUCAGUUUGUACUUGGUUUCUUCAGAUUGGGUUUCUUGAUUGAUUUUCUGUCUCAUGCUGCUAUUGUUGGCUUCAUGGCUGGGGCAGCCAUAACCAUUGCCCUUCAACAGCUCAAAGGUCUUCUCGGAAUAAACAAAUUUACCAAGAAAACUGAUAUUAUAUCCGUGAUGCAAUCGGUGUGGGGAUCAGUUCAUCAUGGGUGGAAUUGGCAGACUAUUGUAAUAGGAGUCACUUUCUUGGCUUUCCUUCUCACUGCCAAGCACAUUGGAAAGAACAAAAAGUAUUUCUGGGUUCCUGCAAUCGCACCAUUAGUUUCGGUUGUCCUCUCAACGUUCUUUGUCUAUAUCACACAUGCCGAAAAGAAGGGUGUCCAAAUUGUUAAUUAUAUAGAGAAGGGCAUCAAUCCGUCAUCUGUUAAUAUGUUGUAUUUCUCUGGUGGUUAUCUUGCCAAAGGAUUCAGAAUUGGAGCCAUUGCCGGUAUGGUAGCAUUGACAGAAGCAACAGCAAUUGGAAGAACAUUUGCAGCAAUGAAGGAUUACCAGAUAGAUGGAAACAAAGAAAUGAUAGCAUUAGGGACAAUGAACUUAGUAGGGUCACUGACGUCUUGUUUUGUAGCCACAGGAUCAUUUUCGCGAUCAGCUGUGAACUACAUGGCAGGAUGCCAUACUGCAGUCUCUAACAUCGUGAUGUCCUUUAUUGUGCUCCUGACCCUGGAAUUAAUCACUCCUUUGUUCAAAUACACCCCAAAUGCCAUCUUGGCUUCCAUAAUCAUAUCUGCAGUUGUGGGGAUUAUUGAUGUUCCCGCGGUGGUGCUUAUAUGGAAGAUUGACAAGUUUGAUUUUGUGGCAUGUAUGGGUGCCUUUUUUGGGGUCCUUUUCCACUCUGUUGAGAUUGGACUCCUGAUUGCAGUAGUAAUUUCCUUUGCCAAAAUCCUUCUCCAAGUUACAAGACCAAGAGUUGCAAUCCUGGGCAAGAUCCCUAGGACGAGUGUUUAUAGGAACCUACAACAAUACCCUGAGGCAACAAGAAUUCCUGGCAUUCUGAUUGUUAGAGUUGAUUCUGCAAUUUACUUCUCCAAUUCCAACUAUUUGAGGGACAGGAUACUAAGAUGGCUAUCUGAUGAAGAAGAUGAGCUGAAACAAAACGACAAUGCUUCAAGAAUCCAAUAUUUGAUAGUUGAAAUGUCACCUGUGACAGAUAUAGAUACUAGUGGAAUUGUUGCAUUUGAAGAAUUGUACAAGUGUCUUGAGAAAAGGGGCGUCGAGCUUGUUCUUGCAAAUCCAGGGCCAGGUGUGAUGGUCAAACUGGGUGCAUCCGGUGUUGCAAGCAUGAUUGGACAAGACAGAAUUUUUCUCAGAGUGUCCGACGCCGUCUUAACACUUGCCCCUAACAUGGAGCCUUGAACCAAUCAAUCCUAUUCCAUCCUUUCAUUUUCCAAAACAGCCCAGCACGGCCCGGCCCGGCCCGGCCUGGUUCGGCCCAGCCCGGAAUAUAUUUACUCCCUUCAUUUCUGUCUCUUAUUAUGCAUAUCAUAUCUUGUUGGCGGAAUAUGCAGAGUUAUACCGUCCCACUCAAAAGGUGAUGACACGGUUAUUAAGAAAAAUGAGUAUAUCGAG